Molecule: messenger RNA, 5130 nt
Organism: Brienomyrus brachyistius
Lineage: Eukaryota; Metazoa; Chordata; Actinopteri; Osteoglossiformes; Mormyridae
Gene: klhl24a
Product: kelch-like family member 24a
Exons: 7
Coding region: 271-2073 (600 amino acids)
Molecular function (GO): protein binding
Source: RefSeq, a predicted model, not a curated record
AUUCUAAUUCUGCGCUGGCUGUUUUAACAGUUGUCUUUGUGCUGAUGAAGAAUGUGAGGUCGUGGAUAAAUAUGUGUAUUUUGGUUGCAUUAAAUAAACAGAUUAAUUAUUCUACUGCGGUAUUGUGAAUUUGAAUUAAAAACUAACGUAAUAUUUGAAAUAGUUUUUAUGUUUUUUCUAUUUUCAUCAUUUUUUUUCAUGAGCAUAUAAACUUGUGCCAAGUUUUUUAAAGGCUGAAAAAAACGUUGCUGCUCAGAUUCGCAUGCAGUCAUGGUGUUGAUCCUGGGACGACGGCUGAACCGGGAGGAUUCCGGUGUCCGCGACUCACCGGCGGUGAAGCGCAAAGUGCUGGAGAUGGAUCCCAAGGCGCUGUCGAGCCACGACAUCUUCGACUUCUCCUCGGGUCCCACGCACGCCGAUGGCAUACUGCAGGUGUUCAACGAGUUCCGUGACGACCGUCUCUUCACCGAUGUGGUCAUCUGUGUCGAGGGUCGCGAGUUCCCGUGCCACCGCGCCGUGCUCUCCGCCUGCAGCGCCUACUUUCGGGCCAUGUUCUGCAACGACCAUCGUGAGAGCCGCGAGAUGCUGGUGGAGAUCAACGGCAUCCGUGCCGAAGCCAUGGACAGCUUCCUGCAGUUCGUCUACACAGGCAAGGCACGUAUCACCACCGAGAAUGUCCAGUUCCUCUUUGAGACCUCCAGCCUCUUCCAGAUCGGGACUCUGCGCGACGCCUGCGCCAAGUUCCUCGAGGACCAGCUGGACCCGUGCAAUUGCCUGGGUAUCCAGUGCUUCGCCGAUGCCCACUCCCUCAAGCAGCUGGCAAGCCGCUGCCGUACCUACGCCCUGCAGAACUUCACCGAGGUGGCCCAGCACGAGGAGUUCUUGGACCUCCGUCAGGAGGAGCUGGAGGAGUACAUCGGCAGCGACGACUUGGUGGUGGGAAAGGAGGAGAUGGCGUUCGAGGCAGUCAUGCGCUGGGUGUACCACGAUGUCGACCAGCGGAGGCCUGCGCUCUGCGAGCUGCUGCAGCAUGUCCGCAUGCCGCUGCUGCACCCCAACUACUUCGUGCAGACGGUGGAGGGUGACCAACUCAUCCAGAAUGCCCCCGAGUGCUACCAGCUGCUGCAUGAGGCCCGGCGAUACCAUGUGCUGGGUAACGAGAUGAUGUCUCCCCGGACCCGGCCACGCAGGUCCACAGGCUUCUCGGAGGUCAUCGUGGUGGUGGGCGGCUGCGAGAGGGUGGGGGGAUUUAACCUGCCCUACACGGAAUGUUAUGACCCCGUCACCGGAGAGUGGAAGUCACUGGCCAAGCUGCCCGAGUUCACCAAGUCCGAAUACGCUGUGUGUGCGCUGCGCAACGACAUUCUGGUGUCGGGGGGCCGGAUCAACAGCCGGGACGUCUGGAUGUACAACUCGCAGCUGAACCUGUGGAUUCGCGUCGCCUCCCUCAACAAGGGCCGCUGGCGACACAAGAUGGCGGUGCUGCUGGGCAAGGUGUACGCGGUGGGGGGCUACGACGGACAGAGCCGCCUGAGCAGCGUGGAGUGCUACGACUCCUUCUCUAACCGCUGGACCGAGGUGGCCCCCAUGAAGGAGGCGGUGAGCUCCCCGGCAGUGGCUAGCUGCGCCGGGAAGCUGUUCGUGAUUGGCGGGGGGCCGGAUGACACCACCUGCUCCGACAAGGUCCAGUGCUACGACCCCGAGUCGAAUUCCUGGCUCCUGAGGGCCAACAUCCCCAUAGCCAGACGCUGCAUCACUGCUGUGUCCCUCAACAACCUCAUCUACGUGUCUGGGGGCCUCACCAAGUCUAUUUUCUGCUAUGACCCCAGUGAGGACUACUGGAUGCAUGUGGUCCACACCUUCAGCAAGCAGGAGAGCUGCGGGAUGUCCGUGUGCAACGGAAAGAUCUUCAUCCUGGGAGGUCGCGGGGAGAACGGGGAGGCCUCGGACACGGUGCAGUGUUACGACCCCUCCACGGGAAUCAUCACCGGCGUGGCUGCCAUGCCGCGUCCGAUCUCUUACCACGGCUGUGUCACCAUCCACCGCUACAACGACAAGUUCCCUCGCACAUGAAUGUGGGAGACCCAGAACAGGGACCGCCCCACCCUUCCGUCCCUCUCCCCCAAUUGCCCUGACCCUGGGAAGACAAUCUGAGCCAAUCACAGUGUAGCAUUUUUUUUAGCGCUUUGGUUCCACCCCUGAUCACAGGGCAUAGAAUUUGUUCCACUCACUUAGACAGAGAACAUUCAUUAUGGCCCCGAUUACAUCACUCAUUGUUUUGGAAUUGGAUCAGUGGGCAUGUCUGGUAUUGAAGGCACAUCUUGAUGUCACUUUCUGAAUUUUUAUUUCUUAGUUUCCCGAAUAUUCAACCCAGACCGAUUUUUGCUGUAAAUGGAACAUUCCUGUUAGUUUGCAGAAUGUGAAAGUAAACACGAGGAAAUUGAUUUGUAAACUUCAUGUAGCCUUAUCUUCUGCUUCCUAACCUGGAACACACGUCUAGCCUUUAAAGAUAUCGUCUUACUGUAUGUAGAAUAUUUUCUAGCAUAUUUAAAAGGAAUAAGUCAGCAGAACAAUGAGAAGAUAUGUGACAAAAAUGAGUGCAGAUGUUUGGAUGUUAUAACUGUACUGCUAGCGUAGGGGCCUGCUCCCGUAGCUAGGCCAGCCUGCAAGUCCCCCCCACCCCCCCGACCUCUCUGCCUCCCACAUCUUGGUGAUCUUAUGCUAUGUUACACAUUGGAAAUUGCAAAAUGUUAAAUAGGACAAAAUGCAUAGGAAGGCGACCCCCCCACUCCCCCAUUCCAGGCUUGAUAGACGCACACGACCCCCCCGUGUUUAUGCCCUGUGAUCAUGGACCUCACGGUCACUUUUUUUCCUACCAUCUUUUAUGUGUGUGAUGUGCAUUUUAUACCCUUUCGUGGGACGGUUAAGCCUCCCCUGUGUGACCAUUGAUUUUACUUUAUGCGUUAUUUCAUAUGACCUUUUUAUAUCAUUUUAGUCAUAUUUGUGCCUUUUCCUUAUUUGUAAAGAUACUUUUUUUUUGUUUUACUUCCGGGUUUCAUUUAGUGUUUGACUUUGUAGAAGAAGUGGUGUGAUUGAGUACCAUUGGUUGGGUCGUGCAGCUGCACUUUGUAGCUGUUGAGUGUGGUCAUGUAUGGAAAUUGGGGUGUCUUGUUUAUUUUUAUUUUCUGCAUGCAGAAGCUCAGGAGGAACAGGAAGCAUGACCGGUAGGCCGUUCUGCGGCAGAAGGGCAUGAUGGGUAAUUUUUUUUAAGUGAAUGGAUUUGUAUCAGGUAUGAAGCAGGCUCUGGAUUCUCCAUACCUCAUGGAACACCUGUGAAAGGUUCCUCUUUCUCCUAUAAGGAGAUACGAGUUCCAUUUCCACCUAUUUUAGGCGUCACGGCCGUGGUGCCUUUCUGUUUGGGUAACAGGAGCUUCAGGGAACCGAGGAAACCUCCGGCGAGCGGAGUGAGUGAGAGCCCCACUUCAGUCAGGCAGCGCCACCUUCUGCGUUGGGGGUGGAACUACGACCUGAUUUAUGAAUGGCGGGGCUGCGUGAGAUUUGAUAAAAUGUUGAACCCUUGGUCAGUAAGCAUGGAUUUCUCUUGACGUCUGUUGUGUGGUUGUCCUGUGAAUUAACAUGGUUGGCAAGCUAUAUUUAUAAGUAUUCUCUCCAUAGAGUGAUAAUGUGCCUUUUCUAUGCAUCAUUUUGUUUGUUUUUGUCGUUUUUUUAUUGAUUAAGAGCCCCAAUCAUGCACUUUUUUCUUCUAUAUUUUUUAUCAAAAUGUACAUAUUUAAUUCUUGUUGUUGUUAUUAUUAUUAUUGUUAUUGUUGUUGCAGCUGUAGCAGUGUUCCUUAUCGCAUUACACUAUGCUUGUUAAGUGUUUCUUGCUAGCUGAUUGGCCACGUCACUGGUGAGUGUCAUGGUUGAACACGGAGGUGGACGGUGUCUUUGCCUCACUGAUGGCAGAUGUGUUUUUGGGUAAUAACAAGCAGGGGCCAGGAGCUUUUAACCGGCGUUAAGUGUCAGAAAGGCUGGCUUCACUGGAAUAUUACAAGUGGGCUGUGGAGGACUGUUGUAAUGUUGCAUGUCCUUUGCUAAAGCCUUUGAGUCGAUUGGUAUCCGUUUCGUAAGUAGUCAGUAAUGCGGCCUUGUUGGUCUACUUGACAUGCUUGACAGUGGUAUAGAGACCCCCCCCCCGAUUGCUACUUAAUUAUUGCAUGUAACUGAGUGCCUUGGAUAUUUGUGUUUCUUUCUUUAUUUGUUGCCCUUGGUGAGACUGAGUGGGUGGUCUGGUUUGAGAAAUCUCUAUCGAGGGAGAUGAGGGAGAACAGUGGUCAUGUACUCGAAUCCACCCACGGUCCACCUACGCCCUCCUACUGUUUGCGGGGUAAUGUCAAGAUCCAUCGUCGCUCUGUUACUUUGCCCACAGUUGUCUCUUCUCAUAUCUGGAAGAGAUAUUUCCAAAGAGUUCUAUGCUCUGUUCAAUUUACUUAACCUGUCAGACAGUUAUAUCUUUCUGUUUCCACCUGUGAGUAAUGCUGAUUCCGUAUAUUUAAAAAAAAAAAAAGUAUGACUUUGAUUUAUAUACUGUAUGUGUGUGGUUGAUUUUCAUUAUACUCCCAGAAAUAUAGAGACACGUUAUGUAUAUCGAUUCUGUUAUUAUACAUCAGAAAACAGCCUUUUCAAGAAUUGCAUUAAGGUAAUUAUCUGAUUGCAGAAUGGAAAAUAGUAAGGGAACAAACUAAGCUUUUCCCCGGAAAGGAAUGCUGGCAUGUAAUAGUGCAGGGGCAGUGAGGUUCUGGGAUUUCAAGGAAUUCCAUAAUAGAACCUUUAAAAGACCUGUUGAUAGAACAGGCAAACUGUUACUAGCUUAUCAGAUUAGAGAGCUACAUUCUGAUGUAGGUUCAUUAUUCCAAUUUUAACAAAGAAUUGUUUCAAUAGGUUUAAUUCAGAGGUGGCUAUACAUAGCCUCUGUUUUUAAAUAACUUUAUGCCUUAAUAUACCAGUACACAGUGGUUGUAUUGCUGUAUGUAUGCGGUAAACUUGUCUUUCCUGAUCUUUCUACCUUUUUGAGGACAAAAGUCUUUGUAUGAAUAUUAAUUUCUUUAAUAAACUUUUUAUACAAAUAAA